AUGUCCACAACGCAGCAGCAGCGCGGUGGUCGACAGUACGCGCCUGCAUCGAUGCAAAGACAAGCCGAGGCUAUGUAUCGCCAGCCUUCUUACGAUCGCAGCUUCGACUCGAUUCGCUAUCCAUCCAACGCCAGCCAGCCCAGCCUGUCGCACAGCUUCAACACGUACACCGACUCGACCCCAUCCUCGGUCUGCAGACCCGAGUUCGGCGACUAUCCGCACGACAUGUCGCAGAGCGACUGUGGGGCCAGUUUUGUCUCGGAAGUGCCUGCCUCGUUUGACGACACGUCGGACAUCGAUGAUGCUCCGGUCAGCAACAACUCAAAGCCGACGCUGAUCAAGUUUGUCGAGCCUGUCGUGCAGCGCGACCGCUCCACCAGCCAAACACGACUGACAGGCAUGAAGAAGAAAAGGGCGCAGAGAAAGAUGGCUGCUUCCUCGUCUCAACACGAGAGGGACCUCGACGUCGACCAUCUGCCCAUCCUCGGUUUUGCUGAUUCACGUAUGGGGUAUGCCCCAGACGAAGCAAUGCACAAGGAAACGUACCACUUUCCGGGAGUGCCGCCAAGGGACGCGCAGGUCACGCCAAAGCAAGAACAGUGGAACGUCGACGCGAUCGACAUUGCCCUCGAGGAUCUGGUGCUCGACAAAGGCAAGACGAGAUCCUCCUCCACCAUUGGCGAAAGUCCCUUUGCUGACAUCGCCGACAACACAGCGAGCUCUCUGAGGAAGCGGGAAGCCAUGUCGGCUGCGCGGGGAGGAGCGGCUUCCUCGGUGCUCGAUGAGGCGCAGGAGGAAGAUCGACCUCGUUUUGCCCCGACACGCUCUCAUACCUCGAGCGAUGCAAGACGUGCUCCACGACCUCCUCCUAGCGACGUUUCUCUGCCGCCUGUGCCUGCGCUGCCUUCUCCGUCGACUGUCACUCAGGACAGUGCGGCAUCGUCAACCAUGGGUAAAGUAGAGGGAUUGCAGCCGAGUCACGACCACCCGCUUGCGACGCCGUCCCGUGCGGAUGAGGUGCCGAUCGGCUUCAGCACCACGAGAAUCAGCGCUCUGGACACGCCGGAAAGCGACGAGAACGUGUUUGCCUUUCGACCACCCAGUCUGCCCGGCCACGGCGAUGACCCCAACAACACGAUGCGAGGCUCUCGCAUUGCACGCAGCACGGGCGUGCGCCUCGACUCGAUGGCUUCGUCCAACCACAGCAGCUUGAGGGAUCUGGAUCCUCGCGAGAUGCUCCAACGUGCACGCAUGCAGCCUCUCAGCUGCGGUCUGGACGCCGAAGUUGGCCUGUCGUCGCUCGACGUCGAAGCGGAAUUCCUGGGAUCCGACUCGGGUUCGGGUGCAAGCGGCAACAGCGUGCAGGCCGAAGACCUACCUCCGUUGCUUUCGAACCACUAUCUGCAAGGAAAAGUAGACCCCGCCGAGUUUGAGCGUCUCAACCGACUUCCCGAACGAAAGCAGGCAGCUGCUGCUGCGGCGGGGGCGGCGUCCGGAAGUAGCCAUCGCCUGUCACACAAACACCUUUCCAAGCACAAGAAGAGUGCCGGUACCGCUUCGGUGGUGCACCACUACGAACCCAUCAGCAUCCUUCGCGCUGAAGCAGCCUUCUUGAAGGAAGAUGCCAAAAAGGCGGACAAGGACAAGAAGAAGAAGGACAAACUGUGGGCGACGGGCUCGAGCACCAACGCGUCGACGUCCGACGUGUCUUCCGUCUCGGACGGCCAUCAGCGGCUCAAGUCGUUCAAGUCGACGAUGCGGCUCAACAAGUUGAAGUAG
Messenger RNA from Sporisorium graminicola, 1779 nucleotides. RefSeq lists its product as uncharacterized. The transcript has a single exon. Bases 1 to 1779 code for a protein of 592 amino acids. Lineage: Eukaryota; Fungi; Basidiomycota; Ustilaginomycetes; Ustilaginales; Ustilaginaceae. The record is from RefSeq and is a predicted model, not a curated record.